UAAACACCGCCACCGCGCGCUCCAGAACCCUUCGAAGUUCAGUGCCACUUGAAUCUAGUCAGAAAUUAUAUCCUUCUCUCUCCUUUCACCGCGAUUUCUGCCGAUUUCUCUCGAUUCUGGGAGUCAAAUGAGGAGAGAGACCUCGUUUGGAGUGCGCUAAAACCAUGGUUCGAAACGUAUGGCUAUACGCUAUAUCCUCAAGACCCUGACCACAGCGGAAACACACGCCCAGAAGGGUCAUCUGUCUAUGAGCUUAGCAAGAACUCUGUAGAACUUCCUCAUGCCUAUCCUCAGGAUGUGGGUCUGAAAGGACGGGCAUUCCUUCCUAAGCUCGCCGUCUUUCCAGCUGUCAACAAGGAAUGUCGAGACGUAAUCAUCAAGAUGCUUCCAUCUGACAAUCCCGAGCUCGACAUCUUCAGGCAUAUCAUUUCUGAACCCCAACGGUCUGAUCCUCUAAACUUAACUAUCCCCGUGCUGGAGCUUUUACAUUAUAACGAUGAGUACUCAUUUGUUAUCAUGCCGAGGUGGGGCAACGCUGAUAGUUUGGAUCAGUGCGGUUUUGAUUCUUUGAGGACCGCGUUCGACUUUGUCAUAUCUUUGUUGAAGGUGCUAACGUUUCUGCACAACCACCUCAUUGCGUACAGAGACUUCAAGCUGAGCAACGUUCUGGUCAAUACUUAUUUCAACAAUGAGUUCUCGUUCGAUUAUCGUCCCUUUCUUGCUUCCAAGAGAGCGAAAUUUGCCCUCUGUGACUUCAACCUAUCGGUGAGAUUCCCACCUGAUACCCCUCCCUCAGCUCGAAUGUGUCUAGCACUCGAGAGCGAAUGUGGUUCCCCGCAAUAUCACCCUCCGGAUGCAGCGAAUGGAGACAUCAUGCACGAUCCCUUUGCCUACGACGUGGCGUGCUUAGGUGGACUGUUUUGUGAAGUUCUUGGUUACCUUACCCCUCUUCCGCCGCCCCUUGCGCCGCCCCUUGCGCCGUUCCUGGAUCGUAUGAUCACACCGGAUGUUUCUUCUCGUUACACUGCCCCCCAAGCACUCGCUGCUUUUACUGCACUAACGGAAAGAUUCAGCGCAAAGUAUCUCAGUAAACCCAUACCACAACCUCCGCAAGAGGAGGAACCUUUACCAUGGCAAUCUCGUGAUCGGUGGGCUGGCCUUCCCGAUGCUUUCAUCAAGAAGCAUACGCGAAUUAGGCCACCUGUCCGGCCUAGGCGUAAAGUGCCUCAGUUCGAGGGCAGAUCCUAUUUCGUCGAUUAAGAUUACGCCCACUAUUGCUAGAAAUCAACCCGCUUCCCCCAGUUCGUGUACUGAUCCGAGUUAUAUAUCAAUCUGCGUCGUCUCUAAGAAUUUCGGCUUUCUUUCGUAACUAGGAUUAUGGCAUAAACACUUUCACUUUGACUUAUUCGCAUGUAUAGGGUAGCGGUUGUACCGUUCGAGCAUAUCAUACCCUUGUCCAAAUUAUUCUCUAUGU
Somion occarium is the source of this 1474-nucleotide messenger RNA. Lineage: Eukaryota; Fungi; Basidiomycota; Agaricomycetes; Polyporales; Cerrenaceae. The record is from the annotation of a GenBank genome assembly.